AUGGAAGAGAAGGUUUCCUACUCUACAAUGUCGGCUGUACUGGAGACCGUAGUCGACGACGAGAAGGUUAGAGUGGCUUUGAUGCCUCCACAUAUUGCUCGAAGGCUUGUUAAAGAACCAGGAGCUUCUUCAGGGUCGGGAAUCCUGUCAAGAGUGACAGGUUCAAUACUUGUGGAUUUGCCUUUCAGGAACCUGCUUUACGAGUCUAAAAAGGUCCAGAGGCUAUACUUCGAACUUGAACCCAAAGACCCAGAUUUAUACCCAAAAUCCAAAUCAGUCACCAAUUCUUUACUACUAAUUGACCCAAUCCGACUAACGCACUUAUUGAAUAAUGACUUAAACCAGGCACAACGUGUAUUAUAUAUGAGAUGUUUUACUGAUCGAAUUUGGUUGAUAUUUUUGAGGCUGGUGAGUCUGGGAGUAGGUUCACGUCUGAGGUCUCUGUACUCUCUCAAGGACUCGCGAGUGCCAACAGACGAGUUCCUCAGUGAUUUAGAGGAACUACAGCUCAGCCUUGUUCAAAUGGUUUUGGAAGUCACGAGAUGGGAUUUGACCGAGAACACAGCCUCCGAGAUAGAAACCGCCGUUCUUAACGGGUGUAAAAAUGUAUGUUUUUUGGCAGAACAUAUGAGAAAUCAGUGGAACAACUCACUUGGAGAGUUUCCACUCCUAAAUGAACUUGUUCCAUAUCUCAACAAGUGUAUGCUUCACAUUAACAAGUUACUCCUGAGAACGGGGGUAAAUCCAGGCAACAAUCUUAAAAGAAAUGACAGUUCAGAUUUAGAUGUUUGUUUGACUGAUCUUGGUACAUGUUCACCUCUAAAGGAUUAUUUCAAAGGCGAAGACCAGUUAAAUGGAGAAGUUGAUUCCACCCUUCUUCAGCUCCAGAAUUUAUCUAAACUUAGCCUGAAUUUAAAGGACACAUCCUACGUGCAUAUUUUGGGCGACAUUCGCAAUUGUAUAGUAUCAGUUGCUACCAAAUCCGCAACCUUACUCAGCCUCAUGAAACUGAAAAUUCUCGAUUUCCGUCAAAGACUCUUUGAAUUACCCGGAAGUUAUUCAUUUAUUAAUAAUGAAGUAUUGAGGAAAGGCUUUUUGAGUUGUGGUUUGGACGAAAAUGACGCUGUUCCACUGGUUCUCCUCUCACACUGUCUUGGAGCCUAUUCAAUUAGGGAGUGGGUAAUUCGCUUUUUGUUGGAAGUCAAGUUUGACAAGGUUUCGAGCUUCCUUAGCCCAAACUCUCAGUCCUCAGUGAAUUCCUACGGCUUCAACGAGUCUGCUUACUUCAGAACUGCUGGCCAAACCAAGCCCAACCUAGGCGAUUUUUUCACUCUAAUGCCAUUGGAUCUUAGAUUAUACAUGAACCAACUCGCUUCUUAA
This is a messenger RNA of Theileria annulata, 1380 nucleotides long. RefSeq lists its product as uncharacterized. NCBI's taxonomy places the organism in Eukaryota, Apicomplexa, Aconoidasida, Piroplasmida, Theileriidae. The record is from RefSeq and is a predicted model, not a curated record. The transcript is spliced from 3 exons. The coding region runs from base 1 to 1380 and encodes 459 amino acids.